UAUUUGGACCACUUGCAUGAUGCUGCAGCCCCCCAAUAAAUGUGGCACACCCUGCAUAAAAUUCUUUGAUAAAAACAUUAUCCAAGCUCUGACAAAAGCUGAUAAGAGGAAGCCACGCCAAAGCGGUGAACCUUUUGGCCAUUGUGAGGUAUGUCAUAUGUACAUAAAACAAUAGGAAUGUAUUACCCUGCAUAAAUAUGCAUUUUCUCUUAUUAUGUGAAUGUUUUAUGCAUGUAGCAUCUCUAUUAGUUUUCGUACCAUUCCGAAUAAACUCGUAAUAGACACCAUAUACUUUAUUUUUUCAGUUGGUCCCACAAUUUAUUUAUGAUUAUCUUUCAUGUAUUUAUUUAUAUUACAAAUGUUUUUUAGUUCCGAAGCACUUCUGAAACUUGUUAUUCUGCUGUCCCUAGUGUCCAGUUUCAAUCAGAGGUCAGUUUAUGACAAAACAUACAUGACAUCUAUGUGCAUAAAUAACUUAUGUACAUUACAGAUGUUUUAUGUACUAUUAUAUCCAUAUGUUUCUAACAAUUAAUUAUGACAUAUGCAUUAUCAUUUAUUACAUCACAGCAUAGGGACAGGACAAACAUUUUUGAUGUCCCUCGUCCCGAUCCUUGUGGUCAUCAUACUAUUCAUAUCCAGCUCCCAUUGAUCAAGGAUAUGCUUUCAAGUAAGAUCAAGCAGCUCCAACCACGUGACCGGCCGAAAUUCAUUGAAAAGUUUGUUGAGUACGAUUCUGAAGUUGGCAAAGCGUGUUCCAUCAUAAAAAGUACUCUUACCAAGAUGGUUGUGAAGCAGUAUAAACUAGCGGACACAUUUGCUGAGUUAAUUGUGUCCUUCGCGCGGAGUCUGGUGACCCAGACAAUGCUGCGGAAGCGCCUCAAACAGCUAAACCUCCAGAUAUAUCUCAGCAUAUGUCGUCAGGUUACCUUCCCUCAUUGUCAUUUUUUUCAAUUUAUGUACUUAACUCUAUGCAUUUAUCAGUUAUUGCUGUUUAAAUACUACAACUUUUUAAUUACAGAGGCACACAUCCAUAAGGGUACCCAAAAUACUCAGGACCUGACUAUGCCAUAUUCACAACCGAAUACGGAGUUGACAGGUACCCAGUUUGAGGAAAUACACGAAAAGCAACAACAAAUGUGUCGUGCAUUUGAGGGCUGCCCUGACGAUUUGGAGACGAACACAAACUCAAACGCGGAAAAGCAGGGAGGUGACAUUGAUGCAUCUCAUGACACUCCAACUUACACGGGCCCCCUUUUUUAUCAGACACCUAGUGGUCAUGUUGCAUAUGGUGAGGAAACACAUAGCUUGCACACUACACACGACCACUCUCUGCCACGUUUAACAGAAUUGGACUGUGCUCGGUCGCUACGUGAUUUUUUGUGCUCCUCAAAACCCGACCCAAACAGGAAGAUCAUAGAAUUCGGUGAAUGUAUUGGAAAUUGUCUGGAUAUUCAACAAUCAUUUGCAGACGGGAUGUGUCUGGAUAAUGUGUUCAUGCAGUGUUUCAUCCUGUGUUUUCGCGAUGAAGAAAUAAAUAAUUGCUCGUCCAUCAACAAAAACAGACUUGUACUGGAUGUCAAUGUUGGUACUCUCCUCAAUUUUGAGGAGCAUGAACGCUACAACAAGUCUCCUCAGAUUUUUGAUCAAACUGUCCUUGAUGCUUAUCUGGACAAGACACUGCCCCAGCUGGACAACUUUGUUGACUACAAAACGAUCAUGGUCCCUAUACUUCAUAUGGGACAUUGGACAUUGUAUGUCAUCAAUAUCCAGUUUCUAUGCAUUCACAUUUUAGAUUCAAAUCCAUAUGGUCCGGAGUUGGGUGGUACUACAUGGAAGAUGUUUCAUUACUCCCAAAAGGACAUAGGCUCCAGGAAAUUACCAUGGGCUAGGGUUAUAAUGAACAGAUUGAACAAAUCUUUGCAACAAGUCCGGCCCAAUUCACGCAUCCCUAAAUUUGGAAAUUUCCCAAUUGACAUGCCACCUGUGUGUCCCACCAUGAUAGCUGGAUCUAAUGACUGUGGCUUCUUUGUCAUGAGAUACAUCCAGUACUAUGACUAUAUGGAUGGUUCUAUCAAGCAAUAUAUACAACGAGAAAACUAUGGUGACCUACGAUCUCUGGCUCUAUAUUACCUCACCUUCCAUAACAAGAACAAGUGCCUCCCGUUGCCUCCAGAAAUUCAAAGAUUCAAGUUUGCACGCUAGUAGUGUCGCUGGAUCAACCUUUUGUGAAUCGCAACUGUUUGAUAUGGAACAACCUUUUGUGGCUUCCUUGUUACGGAACAGCAUUUUGUGAAGCCCAACUAUCUGUUGCAUGUCUAUGUAACUGUAUUGAAACUUUCUAUGUUUUUAAACCAAGCUAUCAAGCCACUCAUGUUUAAUGCAGUUCUUAGAUAAAACUUCGACCUAUGUGUAUUAAACAAGUUAUGAAACCACUCUUGUAUAAUGCACUGUUCAGUUCAAACUACGACUAUUCGCUCAUAUUUCUAUCA
Zea mays is the source of this 2489-nucleotide messenger RNA. RefSeq lists its product as uncharacterized. NCBI's taxonomy places the organism in Eukaryota, Viridiplantae, Streptophyta, Magnoliopsida, Poales, Poaceae. Gene Ontology annotation, molecular function: cysteine-type peptidase activity. The record is from RefSeq and is a predicted model, not a curated record. The transcript is spliced from 7 exons. Bases 535 to 2202 code for a protein of 555 amino acids. Gene Ontology annotation, biological process: proteolysis.